CGGGAUAUUUCCAAAAACAAUUAUGAUCAAACAAUGAGCCUUAAAAUAUUGAUGCAUUGACAAGUAUACAACAACCUAUUGAUGCAGUGUAUGUCAAUAACGUCGUUUGGGUUGCCCGUUAGGGCAACGCAUGACCAUUUGGAACGGAGAUUGACGGAAUAAUAAACCGUCUAGACAGACCCCGUAACCCCUUUCCGUCUCCAGUCCCCUCUGGGCUUCCACCACCAAUAGAGCCGCGCAUGAUAAUCACACCCUUUCUCACUCUACUUUCCUAUUCUAUAUUAUCACACCACACUUUCCUAUCCCUCGCCGGAUUUCGAUCGUAGAAUCCAUUUUCUCCGAUCACCUCCGUCCCUAUUUUAUUUCUUCUGUACGGACGAUACUCCGUAUUCCUGGUGACUAAUUGUUUGUUUUGCGGAAUGUUCAUUGAAUGACAGCUUGCUUUCAAGUUUCAACAUAUUUUACUCAUUGUAUGUCAUAAUGGGAUCUGCUUGCUGUAUAGCUGCAAAAGAUAGAACCACAGCAAAUCGAUCUACCCGUGAUAUUUUGCACAGGAACGUUAGAUAUUCACCAUCUUGGAGCUUUCGUUGGGAUAAUCGAGGGCGAGUAGUAGGGGAAGACACCACUUUUAAUUGGUCUUCUGAUGGAGUUAGUGGUACUGAUAGAUUUGAUUUUAAGUCUAGGACAACAGUAGAAGCAGUAUUUGCCUCUGAAGAGGGAAGCCCAUUGGAUAGUUUCCGGUCGCAUCCCUGGCAGAAGUCACCAACAUCUGAAAGAAAUGGUGAAAUUAUAUCACAUCCUUCCUCAGAUCCUUUUGUGGCCACAAAUUCUACAGAGAUAACGGAGUCAACAAGAUUGCCUGCAGUAACUUAUCCUUCUCCUGCACAACCAGCCUCACCUUUAUCUAAUGAUGAAAGUCAACAGCUUCCUUCUGGGAAAUUGGCUCCCUCAAGUUCUCUCAUGCUACCAGGUUGGAGCAAUGAAUCAAAUCAUGGAUCCCAUGGUGGAUCAUCAGAUGGUUGGUCCAUUCCCACAUUUCAUGAAUUCCUACCAACUCCUCCACGUAGAGAAAGGUGGUCUUUUGACAGUGAAAACUUAAGUUUCUUUUGUGGGAGAACUUCUAGUUCUCCCUCUUUAGAUCUCAGAACAUGUGGUAUUUGUGUCAAACUAUUAACUGAGAAAUCCUCAUGGGGUGGUAGGAAAGCAAUAUCCUCUAAUGAAAUUGCAGUUGUUUCUGUCCUGACAUGUGGGCAUGCUUUCCAUGCGGAGUGUUUGGAGAAUAUGACAUUGGAGGUCAACAAGUAUGACCCGGCUUGCCCCAUCUGUACUCUUGGGGAGAAACAGGUGUCUAAAAUGUGCGAGAAGGGUCUGAAAGCCGAGACGAACGCGAAAGCUAGAAAGAAAUACAGGAAUCGGGUUGUGGACAGUGAUUUCAAUGGAAACCUUGCAGGCAUGUUAGACGUGGGAAGGUGUCCCAAGACAAGCUCUACAGGCAGGCCAUCAUUGAGACGGCACUUUUCAUUUGGUGGAUCAAAGGGGACGCCGAGAUCUUUGUCUGAGAAUGAUCCUGCUCGCAAAAGGGGUUUUUUCUGGACAAGAUCUAGCAAGGAGAAAGCUUCUUCAUGGGCACCACAAUAAAACUGAGAAGGGCCAUCUUCUGGAGCUCUGUACCUCUGCUGGUCAUCGGAGGGCUGGAAAGGAGUUGAGGAGGACCUCACAGGGGGUAUGAAUGUAUGAUUAGGUUGCUAUGUUGUCAGAUUUAGGUUAAGCUUCUGCAAACAGAAUAUAGAAUGUAAAGAAGGGGAAGAAGAACAGAUUGAAGGUUCCCAUAAGCAUAUGAAAAAAGAUAAAGUGGAAAAUUACGAUGCUUAAUUAUAUCUCAUUUUGUUUUGUGGGUUUUAACUUAUUUAUUGUGUACAUUUGGUUUGGUUUUGUUUGAUACAUCUCUAGUGCAUGAAUUAUUGUAAUUGAUGGCAAUUAGCAUUUUCAUCGUGGUCAGAAAACUAAUAGUUUAUAUUAAUUAGGAUAGGGGUGGACUCG
Molecule: messenger RNA, 2040 nt
Organism: Cuscuta europaea
Lineage: Eukaryota; Viridiplantae; Streptophyta; Magnoliopsida; Solanales; Convolvulaceae
Source: the annotation of a GenBank genome assembly